Molecule: messenger RNA, 774 nt
Organism: Cryptosporidium muris RN66
Lineage: Eukaryota; Apicomplexa; Conoidasida; Eucoccidiorida; Cryptosporidiidae
Product: carrier protein, putative
Exons: 3
Coding region: 1-774 (257 amino acids)
Biological process (GO): transmembrane transport
Source: RefSeq, a predicted model, not a curated record
AUGCAUCUUAAUAUUCAAAAUAAUUUAUAUAAAAUACAGGAGACAUUCAAAGAUCUUUAUAAUGAAAAUAAUAUAUCUAGAGAAUAUAUUGAAGGGUUUGCUGGGGGAUUUUCAGGAAUUACUACUAAAUUUAUUAUAUACCCAUUAGAUAGAGUUAAAAUAUUGAAGCAAAUAAUAAAAUAUCCUCUAGAAACAAAUAAAAAUAGAAAAAGUUGGGAUAUAUUUAGAAUAGUUUUUCAAUCAGAGGGAGUAUCUGGAUUAUGGAAGGGAGGCUCUUUUAGUCUUGCUAGAGCAUUUAUAAGCUCAGGAAUUGGAUUUUAUACAUUUAAAUUAAUGGAUGAUAAAUUACAAAGUGUACAAUUUAUAUCAAAUAAUCAAAAUAGUAUUAAAAAAUUUAUUGCUGGAAGUAUAUCUGGAUUAUCUAUUUUACUUACUACAUAUCCAUUAGAUGUCCUUAAUACUAGAAGAGCUAUACUUGGUAUAUGUGGAGUUCCUUUAACUCACAAACCAGCUUUGAAAAAUUUAUCUUCAGGAUUUAUUUGGACUCUAUUUGGAUCUAUACCAUAUGGUGGAAUUUCAUUUUUAGUAUUUCAUUCUUUAAAAUCAUAUUGGCAAAAAUAUUCAGAACUUGAUAGCUUGAGACUUUGGUUAUCCGGUGGAGUUGCCGGAGUAAUAGCAUUAAGUAUUACUUACCCAAUUGAUACAUUAAGAAAAUUAAAACAAGUUGAAUCUAUUUUAAAUUCAGAGGUAGGAAAUUACAAUUUUCUAUUAUAG